AUGGGCGCAACCCCGUUUCACCGUUCCAUCGUCGAGGUCCGGCUACCAAAGCACUUUGAUAAGCCGACGGACAUGAGGUACGACGGAACUCAAGACCCACAGGAGCAUCUCACGGCCUUCGAGGCCAGAAUGAACCUGGAAGGAGUAGGCGACGAAGUGAGGUGUCGCGCCUUCCCGGUCACUCUGGCGGGACCUGCCAUACGGUGGUUUAACAGCCUCCCGCAGGACUAUGUUGCCAGGUUUUCGGACAUUAGCCGCAAUUUCUUGGCCCAAUUCACUACCAGAAUUGCAAAGGCGAAGCACCUGAUCAACCUGCUUGGGGUGGCACAAAGACCCGGCGAGCCGACCAGAAAAUACCUGGAUCGGUUCAACGACGAGUGUUUGGAGAUUGACGGGCUAACCGAUUCGGUGGCUAGUCUGUGUUUCAUGAAUGGACUUCUGAACGAGGAUUUCAGGAGGCAUCUCACCACGAAGCCGGUGUGGACGAUGCAGGAGAUCCAAAGCGUGGCCAGGGAAUAUAUCAACGAUGAAGAAGUCAGUCAAGUCGUGGCUGCCAACAAGCGGCAGCCCACCUACAAUCAACCUCGGCAGCACGGGGGCGGGGAAAGACAGAAGGAGCACGCCAGAGACGGCGGUCCGGGCAAGACAUCCAGGCCGUUCCCCCGAGUCGGGAAGUUCACCAAUAACACCCCUCACCGCCCCCAUCAUAGAAGUUUAUCAACAGAUAGCCAAGAAGGGAAUUUUGUCGAAGCCCCGACCUCUAAAGGACCGAACUGGGGGGGACAAGAGCCUCUAUUAUGA
Molecule: messenger RNA, 801 nt
Organism: Arachis ipaensis
Lineage: Eukaryota; Viridiplantae; Streptophyta; Magnoliopsida; Fabales; Fabaceae
Source: RefSeq, a predicted model, not a curated record